Messenger RNA from Salvia hispanica, 1163 nucleotides. Lineage: Eukaryota; Viridiplantae; Streptophyta; Magnoliopsida; Lamiales; Lamiaceae. The record is from RefSeq and is a predicted model, not a curated record.
UAUAUCACGUUGCUACUGCUUCAAAAACAACACGAAUUUAUUCUCUCUGCCUCUCACUCAUCCUGAGUUUACUGCUUCGAGCUUGGAUCUUCGAAUUUAAACUCUGAAAUCAUGGGCAAGGGUCCAGGUCUCUACUCCGAGAUUGGGAAAAGAGCUCGAGAUCUUUUGUACAAGGAUUACCAGAGUGACCAAAAGUUCACAAUCACCACUUACUCGCCUACUGGAGUUACUCUCACUUCAUCCGGUUGCAAGAAAGGCGAAGUUUUCUUGGCUGACAUUAACACUCAGCUGAAGCACAAAAAUAUCACCACUGAUGUCAAAGUUGACACAAGUUCAAAUCUCUCAACCACCAUCACAGUUGAUCAGCCUUGCCCUGGAGUGAAGACUAUCUUUAGCUUUAAAGUUCCUGAUCAAAGGUCUGGAAAGUUGGAACUUCAAUACUUGCAUGAUUAUGCGGGGAUAACCUCAAGUGUCGGGUUGACAGCUAACCCCACUGUGAACUUUUCCGCUGCUGUCGGCAAUGAUAAACUUGCCUUGGGCAGUGAUGUGGCUUUUGACACUAAGGAAGGAGCUUUAACUAAGUACAACAUCGGAGCUAGUUUCACGAAUUCUGAUCUGAUUGCUGCUCUGACACUGAAUGACAAGUUUGACACCUUGAGCGCAUCAUACUACCACAUAGUGAGCCCAUUGACCAACACUGCUGUUGGUGCUGAGGUGACUCACAGCUUCUCAAGCAACGAGAACACAAUCACUGUUGGGACACAACACGCGCUGGACCCAUUGACCCUUGCAAAGGCGCGUCUGAACAACUCUGGCAAGGCGAGUGGUCUGAUCCAGCACGAAUGGCGUCCCAAGUCGCUCAUCACUCUAUCAGCCGAGGUGGACACCAAGUCCAUCGACAAGAGUGCCAAGUUUGGGUUGGCUUUGGCCCUGAAGCCUUAAGUGGGAGAUUCAGUCCUUGUUGAAGAUUGGAUUUGAACUGAGGAGUUUUAGGUGCGAUGUGAUGGCUGAAAACCUGCUUAUUUUGGCGGCUUGUUUUGAUAGACUUCUAGCAAUAAUCUAGGCUUCAGCUUACUUUUCCCAAGUUUCUAUUUCUAUCACUUAACAUGUGUUGGAACAUUUAUCCUUUCUCAUCGCAUUUCCCUCAAGUUUUCUGCAGUCAA